UUUAGGCUGAUGUUCAACGGCUAUUAACACAGGUGCGCCUGGAUCUUUUUGCGUAAUUUGCGGACGUCAUGAGAUGCGUGUUUACUAUGUGAAUGCAUGUUGUUUGGCGUAACAGGCAGAAAUGCGCGUCUGCGUCUCUGCGGCUCGCACUGAAAACCGUGCAACUGGGGCAUGCAUUCACUUUAACAGAGGACCAACAAGCUGGUGUAGUCUGUUAGCAGAUCCACGGGGAAAAAAACAAAACGACGUCUCGGUUGGUGUUUUUUGGGGAUAACACUGGAUUACUGGAGCUGCAGGAGGUCGGUUUGAAGGAAGAUUGCAGUUUUAAGGAUAAGGAAAAACGUACAAAUCACAAAUGUGAAAAGGCAAGUGCGUUUCGAGAUUUGCACGUCGUUUUCUUUUUUCCUCUUGCAAUCUGAUUUUCAGCCGCGAUCCUUUGAAAUGCAGCCUCUACCUGACAGAUGUGUGGCACCACAACUGCAGCCUACAGAGAGCAUCUCCUAUCUACCUUCUGAUGAUCUGUUGUGGUUGGCUGUGGAGGACUGAGGCAGCUGCAAAUCUCCAUCAACGUCUGCCACUUCAAACACAACAAGACACAGGAGGACAGAGGCUGCUUCUGGCUGAUCAAAGAGCCAGCAGACACAAAGCACCUGUAGACGAUGACUCCAGCAGAGCUUCUGGUGUGAAAACAAAUCAGCAUGAGAUAAUCAAGGAGAAUCCUCCCAUGCUAAUUGUCGAUUCAAGCAUUUUUCUGUUUUGGCGAUGAUGAAACUGUUCCAGUGUGUCAGCUGACUGACGGGGGUUGCAGUGCUGUUCUAGCCCCGGGACAUAGCCAGCAGCUGAAGCGCAGACAACACAAAGGAGAUGGCCCGUCCAGGAUCAGGGUUGCUGGUGCCCAUCAACGGGCUGGGGUACCCACCUCAGAACCUGGCCAGGGUGGUGGUCUGGGAGUGGCUGAACGAACAUGGGCGCUGGAGGCCCUACAGUGCAGCGGUGUGCCACCAUAUUGAGAAUGUACUGAAGGGGGAUGCCAGGGGAACUGUAGUUCUGGGCCAGGUGGACGGCCAGCUCUCUCCUUACGUCAUCGACCUGCAGUCCAUGCACCAGUUCCGACAGGACACAGGCACCAUGAGACCAGUCCAGAGGAACUUCUACGAGCCAUCGUCUGCCCCAGGGAAAGGUGUGGUGUGGGAGUGGGAGAACGAUAGCGGCUCGUGGACGCCAUAUGACAUGGAGAUCUGUGUGACCAUCCAGAACGCCUACGAGAAGCAGCACCCCUGGCUCGACCUGACCUCUCUAGGCUUCUGCUACCUCAUCGACUUCAACAGCAUGUGUCAGACCAACAGGCAGAGCCAGCGCAAGCGGCGCCUGCGAAGACGCAUGGACCUGGCAUACCCGCUCAUCAUGGGUUCCAUCCCCAAGUCCCAGUCGUGGCCUGUGGGAGCCAGCUCCGGCCAGCCUUGCUCCUGCCAGCAGUGCAUCCUGGUCAACAGCACGCGGGCCGCCUCCAAUGCUAUUCUGGCGUCCCAGCGGCGUAAGCUCUACGGUGGGACAGCAGGAAACCCGGGCGCUACAGGAACUCUCGCUGUAGUACGGCAGAGCAAUACCUUUGCUGGAACCUCCCUCUGGUCUCCCACAUCCGCCUCCUCCCGCCCCAACAAUAUUAACAUAAGUAUGGGAGGUGGGCAAGCCAAAGCUGAACAGGUGCAGUUGCCAAUGUCCACUGCCAAUUUCCCCUGUUCCCCCUUGAUGCCAUCUCUUUCAUCUACAAAUGGCCACCAUGCUCUCACCAUCAGCGGACAAAACAACCUGAACAGGCCAGGCACACAGCGCAUUUCCAUGGGCACUGCCAGAGGAGCCAUCCCACCAGGGGUUCCUGCCCUCCCAGUAAAGAACCUGACUGGAUCUGGACCAGUGCACCCAGCACUAGCAGGCAUGACAGGUAUCCUGAUGUGCGCUGCAGGUCUGCCGGUUUGCCUGACUCGGGCCCCCAAGCCCAUACUGCACCCACCACCCAUCAACAAGAGCGACAUGAAGCCUGUGCCGGGGAUCAACGGCAUGCGCCGCAAAACCAAGAAGAAGCACCUGAGGAGAGGCAAAAACCCAGAGGAUGUUGUGCGACGAUACACAGAGAAGAUUAAAGUGGCACCAGAUGAGGACUGUACCAUCUGCAUGGAGAGGCUGGUCAUGUCAUCCGGCUAUGAAGGCGUCCUGCAGCACAAAGGCAUAAAGCCAGAGCUGGUGGGCAAACUUGGCAAGUGUGGGCACAUGUACCAUCUGCUGUGCCUGGUGGCCAUGUACAACAAUGGCAAUAAGGAUGGCAGUCUUCAGUGUCCUACAUGCAAAACCAUCUAUGGGGAGAAAACAGGCACCCAGCCUCCUGGGAAGAUGGAGUACCACGUCAUCCCCCACUGCCUGCCCGGCUACCCAGACUCAAAAAGCAUCCGCAUCGUCUAUGACAUUCCUGCCGGUAUCCAGACCAAUGAGCACCCCAAUCCCGGGAAGAAGUUCAGUGCAAGAGGGUUCCCUCGACACUGCUACCUCCCUGACAACGAGAAAGGCAGGAAGGUCCUGAAGCUGCUGAUCAUGGCCUGGGACCGACGCCUCAUCUUCACCAUCGGCACGUCCAGCACCACGGGCGAGUCGGACACGGUAGUAUGGAACGAGAUCCACCAUAAGACAGAGUUCGGCUCCAACCUGACCGGCCAUGGCUACCCCGACCCUAACUACCUGGACAAUGUCCUGACUGAGUUGUCGGCCCAGGGGGUCCGCGAGGACAACCUGAAGGACUGAUGGCCGGCUGAGCUGGCACACACCCACCAUGCCUCGCCGUCUCCCAGAGUACAGGACACUGCAUGACGGGCAAACAAGCAGCCGACAUCUCUUUACUCCCCACGAACAAAAUCCCCCUGCAGAAGUGGUGGCACAAGAGCAACGGAAGCGAAAUAAAUGAAGUGGUUAUGGUCAAUAUUUUGAUUUGUAUAACCUAAGAUCCCCCCCCCCCUGUGAGCUUGUUCUGUUCACGCCAAAUUUUCUCAGAGGGUUGAAGUACGUUAAGGUAAGAUUUCUGUCCUGGUAAAUGGUAUUUCUCCCCCUUUUUAGAUUCAAGCUGAAGCUGUUCCUCUGCACUUGGUGAGGGGUCAAAACUAUACAAAGGCAUAUUUGUGAAUCCUAAACUCCAGAAUGCAUGGCUCAGACUAACGCUGCAUAAUGAAGGUUGGUGCAAUUCCAUGCAAUCAGAUAGAUAGAUUAGAGAAAUUGAAGAGAAUUUUUGCAUUUUGAAUGAAUCCAGAUGAAUUUAUUAUCUGCGUCCCCUUUUCCUCUAAUAAUUAAAUAUUGUUCUGUAACAAGUGGUAAAACUUGGUUUUGUGAUUUAAAGGAUUGUUUUGGUGAUGUAACUGUAAAGUUGCUCCGAAGAUCUCUGAGAUUUUAAACUUCUGAUACCUUGGGUCACUUGUUUUCCAAAACGGAAGUGUGUUCUGCAGUGCAUGAAGUAGAUUCCAGGAAGAUUAAAAGCUAUGAGACUUUAGUAUUUGGUAAUAAACGUAAGUUGUAUGGUUAACCUUGUGGACUGUCUAUGAGAGGACAUGUGACAUAGAUGAAACAAGCAUCUUACCAGUCAGUCUGAUGCUUGUUACGAGGUGUUGGAACUUGGCAGGCUGAGGUUGUGAAGCGGGAUUUGCUAUGCUCCAAGGUUAAACUCAUUUGGUUUGUUGACACACUGGUUACGAUGACCUUUGUGAAGAUAAAGCCUGCAUUAUUUGUCUCCCUGUUGGAGGCAAACCCAGGCAUCGGUACGAUCCAUCAUGCUGACCAUACAUGAGGGCUGAGUGUGUGAUUUAGUACUCUGAGGCAACGAUAUGCCGUCUUGAGGUCCUUGAGGAGAAUAGCUGAAUGCACUUGGACACAAAUGGAUAUUUUUCUUUCAAACACCAACAGUUCUCCCUUGAAGAUCACUCUUGGGCUCCUGCUAGCCUGCGAUCCGCAAGUCUCUUGUGAGCUUGUUUGCGUCUGGGGAAAGCAUAGGGCUCCACUGCUUGUAAGGCGAGCAAUGAAAUAUCGUAUUCCUUGUGUGAGCUCACUCACUCAGUUGUUAAGGCCGAUUCUGAUGUAUGGCCACGCCCCCACUUUCCUCAUCCUGCUCAGCCGCAGCAUAGCCUUUCAUUCUGCGAACCACGCAAAUGUUGAUUUAGUAUGUAAUUCACUAGGAACUGUUUUUUUUCCUACACUCUCCUCUUCCCCCUCAGAUUUUAUGCCCCUGAGGUAAUAACUUUUUAAAUGUCCUUGGUGGAGAUAUUGUGCUGUUUCUUUACUCUGAGGUAAAAGAUAACCCAGAUCUGCAUAAUUUUCCAUUAAUAUAUCUGAUCAAUUUUAAUGAGCGGGGGCGUGGAUGUAAGGUUUGUCGUGUGGGCAUCCAGUUGUGAGCUUCAUUUUGGAGUGAAUCAUAGUCUUCCAUAGCACUUUGAGGCAACAGUUUUGUGUAAAUCAGUUGUUUUAAGUUUUAGGAAAAUGUCUUAAAAACCCGCUUGCAAAGCUUUGAAAUGUAUGCGUGUAUAUAUAUAUAUAUAUAUAUAUAUACAUAUAUACAUAUAUAUAUGUAUAUGUGAUAUACAUUUGCAGGUGUGAAAUACCUUUAAAUUCAAGCUCAAUUUGAGUUGAUGGUGUAAGUUUAAUUUAUUUUUAUACUCUUCUAUAUGAAAAAAUAUAAAAUGAUCAAUAUAUACAUACCUAUACACAGGCACACGUUAACAUGAAUACAUCAAAUCUGACAAAGAUGAAUUUGUCAGUAAGUCAGGGACUGUUGAAAUAUGUCCAACAUCUUAUGGGCGUCUUAUAUUACAAGUAGUCUUAGCGUAUGCUGCUGUCGUUACCUUAAUCUAGAAUCUGUGUAGUUGAUCCCCUGUGGGACUCCAAUAAAUACAGUAAAUGUGUCUUUAUUAUUGGCGGGGGAGCUUUAGCAGCAUGUAGAUGUCCAAUCCCCCCGAAUGGGCCAUUUCUCUUUUUCUACUUGUCCAGAACCUGGAGAUGGAUGUAAUCAGCACUCUUUGUUCAGUUUGAAGGUGAAAAUGGCACACCUGGGUUAAAUAGCAUCUACAAAUAGUUGUUAGUGUUUGUUUAAGCUAACUGGAACAACAUAUUGGUGGGACUGACCUCUGUCACUACAGUUGUCAAUCAAAGUACAGUGAAUUACUACAUUUAAAGGCCCUGAAAACCUAAUGCCAUCAAUGAUCUCUUUACUAUGUCCUAAGGCUCAUUUAUGCUCAACGGUAGCUACGUAUACGGAUGGAGCUUUCAGUCUGUACUCAGCGUUCAUUCAUUUUGUCCGUAUUUGUGCAAAUUUUCUGAAAGCUUGUGCAUACCGCAGAAAAACAGAGGGAUACAGAAAUCAUGAGGCCAGUGUAGGCAGUAGUUAAAGCGAGACACGAUCGUAGGACACAACAAAGAUAUUU
Etheostoma cragini (Arkansas darter) is the source of this 5450-nucleotide messenger RNA. RefSeq names its product deltex 1, E3 ubiquitin ligase (gene dtx1). Gene Ontology annotation, cellular component: nucleoplasm. Lineage: Eukaryota; Metazoa; Chordata; Actinopteri; Perciformes; Percidae. Gene Ontology annotation, biological process: Notch signaling pathway; protein ubiquitination. The coding region runs from base 865 to 2793 and encodes 642 amino acids. The record is from RefSeq and is a predicted model, not a curated record. Gene Ontology annotation, molecular function: ubiquitin protein ligase activity; zinc ion binding. The transcript is spliced from 10 exons.